AUGGAGUACUCGAUGAAGCAGCUAGCGGCAGUGAUGCUCUUAGCUCUCGCAUCUGCCAUGAUCGUCACCGCCCAGAACAUGGAACAAGACAUGGUGGAUGCCCACAACGCGGUACGCACCAACGUUAGUGUGCCGCCAGUGUCAUGGGACCCCACGGUGGCCGCGUACGCAGAGGCGUGGGCGGAGAAGCGCCGUGGCGACUGUUUGGUGGAAUUCUCUCCACAGGGCCGUCCAUACGGAGAGAACAUCGUCGGGGCCAACGGGACAGAAUGGAAGGAGGUCGACGCCGUGGACUUUUGGGUGUUGGAAAAGCAGUACUACGACCAUGCCACCAACACCUGCUCAGCGCCUCCCGGUGAGUCGUGUGAUGCAUACACUCAGCUGGUGUGGAGGGACACGAAGUUCAUUGGCUGCGCCGGUGUCAUUUGCGAUGGCGACGUUGGUGUCUUUCUCAUCUGCAGCUACGACCCACCGGGCAACGUGGUGGGGCAGAGUCCAUACUAG
Messenger RNA from Lolium rigidum, 504 nucleotides. RefSeq names its product pathogenesis-related protein 1-like. Lineage: Eukaryota; Viridiplantae; Streptophyta; Magnoliopsida; Poales; Poaceae. The record is from RefSeq and is a predicted model, not a curated record. The transcript has a single exon. Gene Ontology annotation, cellular component: extracellular region. The coding region runs from base 1 to 504 and encodes 167 amino acids.